CACGUUUAGUUAAGUCACGUUGGGUCUUAGCACUUAUCAACAGGCAACUUUCUUAAUACAGCCUUUUAUUAAAAAUAAAAAAAACUAAGGUUAAAGUGGAUUCAACAGCAACACGUUGACGCCGUUGCUGGCUAGUUAGCUGCUAGCUAACGUUAGCCUCAUCGGAUCCAGGUUUCUGCAACAACGAACUGACACGCGACGCUUGUAGCCAAAUAGAAUGCGGCGCGCAGACAUAAAGGACGAACCGGCGACUUAUGAGCGACUUGUGUACAAAAACACAUCCGUUUACCACUAUAUGAGGAUCUCCCUAGUGUUAGAGAAUGAAAACACCAGACUCAGUGCAGCCCAACUGAAGCAGCUCAUCGUCUCUGGCCUCAGGGACCUGUAUGGAGAGGUUGGAAGUGCGUUCCCUUUUGAUCUGUUGAAGUUUGAUGCGAGAGCACUAACAGGCGUGCUGCGUGUGUACAACAGUGGGCUGGUGAAGUUGUGGAGUGCCCUGACACUGUUGGGAUCCUAUCAGAAUGAACGGUGCUCUUUCAGAGUUACUCAGGUGUCACCUUUCCUGUUAACUCUGUCUGGGAAUAGUCGUGAGCUGGAGCUGGAGUUGGACUGAGCAAAGCUGUUGGUUCUUGAAUCAACACAGUAACCCAUAACACUGUAAAGACAAAACAAUACUUAGAAUGAACUUCAUUUUCAGAAAUGUCUUUAGUAAACCACAUUUGUGCUCUAAUUUCAACUAUGCAGCUCUUAACUGCAUUCAAAGGUACAGGGGACCCCUGCCGUCGGUUACAUUACCCCAGCCACGUCACCUCCAUGUCGGGGAGCGGGCCUCUCUC
Molecule: messenger RNA, 836 nt
Organism: Salmo salar (Atlantic salmon)
Lineage: Eukaryota; Metazoa; Chordata; Actinopteri; Salmoniformes; Salmonidae
Source: RefSeq, a predicted model, not a curated record